CUUUUACUCUGCAUGAUGGAGGAGAUAGGUCGCCGAUGCCGCUAACCGGUAGCCUCCUCGGUACUAGAGGUAGUAAAAUCAGUUUUUUCUUCCAUCCAACAUCGUGUCCUCGGCCUCUGUUCCCAUCCGGCACGGAAGUCUGUCGAUGUUGAAAUGAACGUUGCACUUGUAGUUGUAAAACUGUAGCUGCCUCAGCCUCUAAAACAGCCCAGUUUCUUACUACCACUGCAUCCAAACCAAGUCUGUUCGUCUUCAAGAUGGUCGCGGUGGGGCGAGGGCCGGCGGGAGUAGGCGGCAGGCAUCGACGACGGCUGUUCGGCGCAGGAGUGAGUUUAGUUACUACAUGGGGUGCCGUGCUAGUCGACGUGACGAAGGCGAGGAUGGCAGAUCUUCAGACACCACAGGAGCUGAGCGACGGCAUCGACGCCGACGGCCAUCCUGUUCUGGACCAUGAUGUUGACUACGAUUAUAUCAACAUCAACAACGACGAGGAGGAAGAUUUUGAUAUGCCUGGGGAGAACAGUAAGCAGCAACCCCAGGCCCAGCCCGCCCUCCUGCUCAACCAACAAGAGCCCAGCAUGUUGCAGUCACACGGAAGGUUCUACACGAAAAAUAGCCGAUCGUUUCAAACGUUGUCAGCAGUGAGCAGGGUCACAGCUUCACCGAGUCAGCUGCUCGAGCUGGACGACACGCACACGAGGGUCGUUAAAAUGACGUUGUCAACCACCGACCAACACAGCCACGGCCAGCAGAUGAACUCCGGACAUCAUAAAGCUCAAGUACAAGUUGCAAAGAAGAACGCAAUAGAAAUGAAUUAUGCGAAGGCCGGACACGUGUUGGCGGUCGACCAACACCAGGCUCUUAACGGAGGACAACACGCGACGUCCCAGCCCGUUCAGGGCGGUGUGAUCGCAAGUUACGAGGAGCAAAAAGCCAACCCCUGUCACGAGCAGUUGCUCGCCAUGGUGGUCGGUUUCUUCAUUUUCUUCCUCGCGUUCCCCACGCUCUUCGCCAACGAGCAUCGGCAGGCCAAGAUGUGGGAGCUGUUCUCCCGGGCGGAAAACAUCCUUCACAGCAAUUGUUCCGCCGACGACGAUAUCCAUUUACGCGAUCGGCAAUUCGUCCACAUGCAGGGGAACACUACGACCAACGAUGUGUUGAAGGACGAUCUCUUUGGCGUUGAGGUGACGAAUUGCGCGAUGCUGAAGAGGCAAAUUCAGAUGUUGCAGUGGGUGAUUACCGAGCGGACGGUGCAAAACCGCGACACGGGGCGGGACGAAGUGACGGUUCAUGCGAAUCUCGAGUGGAGAAGCGAGCCGGUGUAUUACAUGGAAAGGUCUGUGCGCCCCAGAAAAAAUGAUGCAAAGUUUCCUCCCAUUUCCAAGGGAACGAACAUUUGCCACCUUGCAUGGAUCAGCAUGAUAAUUUUGUAACCAAGAUAGCAAAAAUUUGUGUUGCAAAAAGGCCCAGCACAAGUAAAAGCUGCUUUGCGCACCGACUUAAUCGAAUCGGAAGCAGGGUCACGGUCCGUCUUCGUCCAAGCCUGCAAGACAAAAAGUUCCCAGUCGGAGAGUUCUUAUGCAUCGAAAUUUUUGGCAAUCUUCCGGAUUCGUGGGGGCGCUUUUCAUUGUAAUACGGUGGACAACGCCGGGAAGCGGGGUGCUGCGGAUCAUUUAAACCCGUCGUGGCCCGAGGGCUUGCCUCCUGGGGAAAACGUCGAAUACGCGGCCGUGUUUUUUGGGAAAAGCUACAUUCUCCCGAAGGGUCUCGUGAAGCAGAUGGGAAGAAUGGAAGCAGUCGACUUGGGUGGAAUUGGAAAUAAAAUGGAGGAUAAAGAUAAUGCUCUUUCCCUUCCAACGAACAAGCCUGUAAUUACCGUCGCCGGCAAAACCUUCACUCUGAACCCCUUGCUGCAGGGCCGCAGCUACUACGCAUGCGGCUCGGGCUCCGCCGCCGGUGAUUUCCGUGUCUUUUUCGAGAAAUGUCCCUGCACUGAGGUCACCAUCAUGGCCGUCGCCGACGCCGCCGGAUUCGUCCCUCUUCUCCCAGUAUGAACUGCAAAAGUAUCGUACUCGUAUAAAUGCAUUACAAAUUUACUCAGCAUGAGAAAUGAAAUUUGUAAUGGGGAUUUGCCUUAAGAAAAAGAUUUGUAGUGCAUGAUUGCAAUACGAGUACGAUACUUUUGCACAGGAUACCCAGGGUUCUACACCAGGAAAUCCGAAGUAAACGGGAUCGUCGAAACGGUGGUCGAUCUCGAUUCUCCCGACGGGUGUUGCAGCUCGAAUCCCUACAAGGAUGAAUUUACCGGGCAAGCUAUCCUGAGUAAAAACCUACCCACACCAGAGACAGAGUCAGGAUGGGGAUUUUGCAACACAAACCUAGGAGUUUUGUGAGUCACGCAUGACAAGUUGCACUCUGCAGUGUAGUGCAGGUUAGCAAGUGCAGCCGCAUCACAGAUUCAUCUGCUCAUCCUGUUCACAGCAUCACAAAUUCCAAAACACGACUGGAAAUGGCUCUCAUGCGGAUGCGCAUUAAAAGUCUUCCUGUCUUUGCAAAUCUGCACUAGUGUGGGUACGUUUUUACUCAGGACACAAGCGAAACGCGAGUCCAGGAUCCUGAACCCGGUGCUCUACAAUCCGACCCUGCGUGGCGAUGAAGAAGAAGACGGAGCAGAUGGUACUACUUCUAGGUCGAUUGCCGCCCACCUCGGCUGCUGCAGCAUCCUGUGCUGCUGCUGCAACUGCAUCUUCGCGUGCAUCGCCCAGAAGAGCGCUUACAUCUACGAGCUGAAACAGUCCAAAACCAGCGCCGAGCAAAUGCUGAACAACUUGAAGGACAAGCAGCAGACGAUUGCGCUCUGCCUGCGCUGGGUGGGGCUGAUCAUGUUCUUCGUGGGGGCGCGAAUGAUGCUGAGCGUGUUCCCCUUCCUCAUGAGCUACGUGCCGCUGGUGGGGGGCUGUUUCAAGUGUCUGGCGGACGUCAUCGUGACGAUCGCGGCGAUUUGUAUUGCUGUCAUGCUGUGGAUGCUCACUGUGGCGAUGGCGUGGCUCUGGUAUUAUAUCAGUGCUUUGGUGCGUUAUUUUGUGGCUUUUGUAUUUGUAGUAGUAGCAGUGUUCGCUAAACAUAUACCAAAAAUAAGAUUAGGUCAAGACUCAGUACAACUCUUGCAUCGUGUUCGUGGUCCUCCAGAAUAUGUAAAUACGUAGAGGUACAACUACCACGUCGCCGCAUUUCAGGCAUACAAAUGAUCGCGAACCAGAAGUGUACGAUAUCGAUACAUAGCGGAAAUGUUGUUACUCGCUCUGCGUCGAGGCUUUCGAAACGAAUAUGAUUGUUAGCGCAUCGGCACCCUAAGUAAAUCAAUUCCUAAUGUUCAGGUACCACCCGAUGUACGCGACGGCGAUGUUUUGCAUCGUUGGAACUUUGAUCGCCAUCGCAAUCACCAACCACACGGCGGCAGACGGUGGCGCGGCGGCGGGAAAUAAGGCAUUCUCUUUCUGAGGAAACUUCGUCUGGAGGUUUUGGUUUCUUUGAAGAGGAGGUGGAGGAGGAAGCUAAGUACGUUAUUAUGGAGGUCGGAAGCGAUUUCCAUUUCCUCGAUGAAGGUCGAGAAGACAAAGCUUGCUUUGAAAGCAUUCUUCUAUCUAAGUGAGUGCAAAAAUGUGGAUGUGGAUGUGUACACAGCCGAUUUCUUCUGUCGCUUUUGCAGGAGGGUGUAGAUGGAAUAGUAGGCAGCACUUCCUUGCAGACACUUAUGUAUCGACCGAUGAGCGUUCUUUUGAACUUACACUUGUGUACAUCUCUCUGAGGUGCUGCUAGAUAUUUUUCGACCGACAUAUUUUGCUUUUUCGUUUGUUGUCCCUGCCAAGAUUGUUGCUGCUCGCGAUGGCCCAUGAGAUUGACGUGUAUCAUCAAGACCUGUAUGAAAAAAUGACAUUGGAAGAUGAAAAAACUGCGCCGCAGUAGACAAUUUCAGAGCGUUUGAGGACCUACUUUUACACGCGAUUCUCUACUUGAACAUAAUCGCAAAUUAACC
This is a messenger RNA of Amoebophrya sp. A120, 4036 nucleotides long. NCBI's taxonomy places the organism in Eukaryota, Dinophyceae, Syndiniales, Amoebophryaceae. The record is from the annotation of a GenBank genome assembly.